GCUGCGCUGAGAGUCCUGCCAGUACAGAACAGAUAACGCGCGACCGUCAAUUCAGGCUUCGCUUCAGUAGAGCUCUAUCCUUCGCACUGUAAAAAUUUUCUCUCAUUCCAUUGAGAUAUAACCAUCUGUGUUCAACAAGAUUCUCCACAGAUAAAGAGGGAAAUUGUGGAUUGAGGGAGCAAUUUUCAGGAAAGCUUGAGCAAUCAGCAAUGCUUGGUGAGUCACUGCAUCUCCUCCCUUGUAAUUCUUGUUGGAUUACAACGACUUUGUCUGCGGUGAACCGUAAUCGUCGGAGGACUUCGUUGCCCUCCCGUAGGAGCCGAGAGAGCCACCGGAAACACAAGCGGCUGGCGAUCGCCGCGGCGGCUUCUAUGGUCAUCGACACCGGCAGCGUUCAACUCCAGCAAGCUUCGCCGGAAACGCAAACUCCGGCUUCUGAUUCGGAGCAGUUUCUACCACGCCGCCUCAUUUUGCUCCGCCACGCACACAGUUCCUGGGAAAACCGUUCCCUCAGAGACCAUGAUCGCCCGUUGAGCAAAGCUGGACAACUUGCUGCUGCCAAAGUUUCUCAUGAGCUCUGGCGAUUAGGUUGGAUUCCAGGGCUUAUAUUAUGCAGUGAUGCAGUUCGAACUCGGGAAACACUGAAAAUUAUGCAGGAGCAGGUGCCAGCAUUUUUGGAAGCUGAAGUACAUUUCCUCUCAAGCUUUUAUUCUGUUGCAGCAAUGGAUGGGCAGACGGCUGAGCAUCUUAGGCAAGCAAUCUGUAAAUACUCUAAGGAUGAUAUACUUACUGUCAUGUGUAUGGGGCAUAAUAGGGGAUGGGAGGAGGCGGCUUCCAUGUUUUCAGGGGCUCCUAUAGAGCUGAAGACUUGUAAUGCUGCUUUGCUUGAAGCAACUGGGAAGUCAUGGGAAGAGACGUUUUCUCUGGCUGGACUUGGCGGUUGGGGGCUCCAGGGCAUAGUGAAGCCAGAUACUGAUGUAUAGUUCUAUACUGUCUGAGAUCCUGUUCUCUAAAUGUACCAGCCAUGAACUUCUUAACUUCUGCAACAUUGUUAUUGGACGAACCGAGGAAGGGACGAGAAUGAGACGGAACUUCGUUGUUCAGCACUCAUUGAUGUUUUAAGUCACAACUAUGUCUACAAUAACUGAUGUCUUGCAUCAACAAGGAUACUCCAAAUGAGGAUUCUCCAAGGUUGCUUUAGCUUGUUGAAGGUGAUGGGAGUGUGGAGCUACUGAAACUGUGCAGAGUAGCUAAUAUGAUGUAGCUGCAGGGCGUAAAUCAUAAUGAUUCAGAACCAAGAAAAAGCUGGAUGGAACUGUUUUGAGUUUUGUCAAUCAAGUAUAGAUUCUCUGGUGGAUUCUUUCACAGAUUAUUCUUGUUUGUCUCGCGUAUUUAAUCUCAGGAAUUUAUGUGAAGUCUUUUGGCAAUUGCCACUGGGUAGUGGGUACGCAUAAGAUGGAAAUCUAAGAUGCCAUAAUCACAUUGUGACAUUGUAAUCGAUGUUAAUGAGAAUCAUGAGAGGACUAAAUUCAGGUUGAAUAAUGUUGGUUGGUAAUUUUUUAGGUUGAUGUUGUGUCUGGCAAUUUCGCCAUUGCAGGAAUAAUAGUACCAUCUCAAUGCCAA
Ipomoea triloba (trilobed morning glory) is the source of this 1623-nucleotide messenger RNA. RefSeq lists its product as uncharacterized. NCBI's taxonomy places the organism in Eukaryota, Viridiplantae, Streptophyta, Magnoliopsida, Solanales, Convolvulaceae. The transcript is spliced from 5 exons. The record is from RefSeq and is a predicted model, not a curated record. Bases 210 to 983 code for a protein of 257 amino acids.